This is a messenger RNA of Metarhizium brunneum ARSEF 3297, 891 nucleotides long. The record is from RefSeq and is a predicted model, not a curated record. Lineage: Eukaryota; Fungi; Ascomycota; Sordariomycetes; Hypocreales; Clavicipitaceae.
AUGUCCGAUUCGGUUGCUACUGAACCUGCUGAUUUGUCCAGUCUCACCAGCUCUCCUGGCUCUAAGAGAAAGCGUGAACUGGACAGUCCCGGCUCCCAACGUGCUAAGCGCGCUGCUCCUCCUGCAGCCAUGACAGCUGAAACCGCUGCCUUCAUCGAGAAUGCCAUUGAGGCAACCCACGCCGCUGCGGCGAAUGGCGUGAACGUCGCCGACUUCAAUGCCUUGCAGCAGGCCGCGGCUGCUGACCACACCGAUGCGUCUGAUCCUGCGAAUGCUACUAGCACGGCCCAGGCAGCACUUGGCAUGUAUCCUACUCUUCAUGUCCCUCCUUCGACAGAGGAGCAGUUUGCGGCUCAGGUAGCCGCCGAGGGCGAUCAUCAGUCCGAAGCGGCAUUCAAUGCUGAAAUUGCCCAGCCUGAUAUGAUGGAUCCCUCCGCAGUUACCCAGCAAACCCCGGCAAACGGAGGUCAGCCUCCGGCUCAUCGAUACUCUACAUCAUCGGCCCCGUCGAACCCCAAGCCUACUGUGGGCUCUGAGGAAUGGCAUAAGAUGCGAAAGGACAAUCACAAAGAAGGCAAACGGCGCGAGACUAUCAAUGAAGGCAUCAAUGAAUUGGCCAAAAUCGUUCCAGGCUGUGAGAAGAAUAAGGGGUCAAUUCUGCAGCGUGCGGUCAGCUUUAUUACACAACUUCGGGAGAACGAAGAGCAGAAUGUCGAAAAGUGGACUCUGCAGAAGCUUCUCACAGAUCAGGCCAUUACUGAGCUGAGUACUUGCAACACCAAGCUCAAGGAAGAAUGCCAACGGGUGUUUAGAGAACUGGAGAUUUGGAAGCGCGUGGCGCAGAAUGCUGGCUUGGAGCCUCCUCAGCCAGAGGAGGAGUCAAGCCCAUAA